Cyphomyrmex costatus is the source of this 2246-nucleotide messenger RNA. RefSeq names its product CCR4-NOT transcription complex subunit 6-like twin (gene twin). The record is from RefSeq and is a predicted model, not a curated record. Bases 15 to 1091 code for a protein of 358 amino acids. Gene Ontology annotation, molecular function: 3'-5'-RNA exonuclease activity. The transcript has 6 exons. Lineage: Eukaryota; Metazoa; Arthropoda; Insecta; Hymenoptera; Formicidae.
GUAUAUUCACGGUGAUGUGCUACAACGUGCUGUGCGACAAGUACGCGACGCGGCAGAUGUACGGCUAUUGCCCGAGCUGGGCGCUGGACUGGGAGUAUCGAAAAAAGGGUAUCCUCGACGAGAUACGACACUACGCCGCGGACAUCAUCAGUCUGCAGGAGGUCGAGACGGACCAAUUCUACAAUUUUUUCCUGCCGGAGCUCAAGCACGACGGUUACGACGGUAUAUUCUCACCCAAGUCCCGCGCGAAGACGAUGGCGGAAAACGACCGCAAAUACGUCGACGGCUGCGCCAUUUUUUACAGGACCGCCAAAUUUUCUUUGAUAAAGGAGCAUUUAGUUGAAUUCAAUCAAUUGGCGAUGGCAAACGCGGAGGGUUCGGACAACAUGUUGAAUCGUGUUAUGCCAAAAGACAACAUUGGACUGGCUGCAUUACUUAGGACUAAGGAAGCCGCUUGGGAUAACGGUGUUCCAUCUGACCCGGCACAAGUGCAACAACCAAUUUUAGUUUGUACGGCGCACAUCCAUUGGGAUCCCGAAUUCUGCGAUGUAAAACUAAUACAGACGAUGAUGCUGAGCAAUGAAUUACGUUCCAUUUUGGACCAAGCUGGCCAGUCUUUCAGACCCGGCCACAAGCCUGACUCUUCCAACGUUCAACUGUUGCUUUGUGGCGACUUUAAUUCUUUACCUGAUUCUGGUGUGAUUGAAUUUCUUACAUCCGGACGCGUGGCGGCCGAUCAUCGUGAUUUUAAGGAUUUAGCAUAUAAAUCGUGUUUACAAAAGAUCUCUGGCUGCGAUAAACCCAACGAAUUCACGCAUUCUUUCAAGCUUGCAUCCGCCUAUAGCGAGGACAUUAUGCCCUACACCAAUUACACAUUCGAAUUUAAAGGCAUAAUAGAUUACAUUUUUUAUUCGAAACAAAGUAUGGUACCGCUGGGCCUCCUAGGUCCGUUGAGCCCAGAAUGGUUUAAAGAGCAUAAAGUGGUAGGAUGUCCUCAUCCUCACGUUCCAUCGGAUCACUUUCCUCUGUUAGUGGAGUUAGAGAUGACACCGACAGUAGGAACAAGCAACGGUUUGAUCUCACGCAGGUAGCAGCCGCUGCGAUCUAGGCCCAAGUAACCGUAAGAAGACGAAGAAUCAAUAACGAAAAUAAAAAGGGGGGAAAAAAAGGAUUUGCAUCACUUCUUCUCUACUUCUGGCUCUAGCAAUAUCACUCGCAUUACUUUUACUAUAAUAGCAAAUGUUACACAAAUACUCCAUGCAUUGCCGCACAUUCAAUCAACAGCGAUCGCUAUCGACGGGAUACCGACGAACAUAAUUCUAACGACCAGGUGAAGGGAGCCGUGUUGUAAUGCGUUUAGCUAGCCCAUGUAUAGUGUAUUGCAUUUUUAAGAACUAUCUUACUCCCAUGCCUAAAGAUUAUUGUAACCUCUCUAUUUACCAUCAUAAUAUGUGUAGAUACCUAUUUUCCUACAAAAAAGUAAUGAAAAUGAAAACGAUAUUCCGAUCGAGAAGCCUCUGUGAUAUCGACAUUUAACACAAUUGGAACACAUUUACACAUUUAUUAGUAAAUGAAACUAGUAGUGGUGUACUAGAGAGAAAGAGAGAGAGAGAGAGAGAGAAAGAGAGUGAGAAAGAGAGAGAGAGAAAGAGACACAUACUUUAAAGGGAAUCUCCCUUCUCGCCCUUCCUAAAUGUCAUUACAACAUUCUCCAAGCCAAUCUUUUGAUAAGAAUGCUGCCAUCCACACAAUGAGAAAAAAAAUAAAAAAAAUUGUAUUUUUAAACGAAACGAAAACAAAAAAAGAUAUGAAAUACAUGCUAUACUGGGCUGUGCGAAGUGAUUGGAGUGAUCGACUUAAAACAAUUUCAAUGCAAGUACAAAUCUGUUCUUAUUGGCCACGUAUAUAUUGAUAUAAUAUGGUAAUGUUAUAUAAGGAGAACAAGAAAACAUAUAUAGAUGAUAAUGUAGCGGGUGUAUUUGUAAGUAUGAUAUAAUGUAAUGAUGUUCAUCACACACGUCUAUCAUAACAUCAAGUGAGAUCAGUUCAACAUUUACCCCGCAUUUUAAGUAUUCGUUUGGGUCCGAUUAAUGUAUAUGUGCUCUGUAUCACAAUCUAAUACUUGUUAAUUCAGUUGCCACCGAGAGAAACACGAGGGAAUUUUUUUUAUAUACAAUCACGCGCGAACAUCUUCGCAUUCUUUCCGCCACUGCAUUUCUAUUCGCAUGAUAUCUUGUUUAUCCUUA